Phasianus colchicus (ring-necked pheasant) is the source of this 1763-nucleotide messenger RNA. The record is from RefSeq and is a predicted model, not a curated record. NCBI's taxonomy places the organism in Eukaryota, Metazoa, Chordata, Aves, Galliformes, Phasianidae.
GGGGCGUUGGGGGCGGCCUGCGGGGGGGUCCCGACCGCGGCGACCGCGGCGGCGGCGGCGGAGGCGGCGGCGGCGGCUUCGUGCCCGGGGGGGGGCGGCGAUGGGAAGCGGAAUCCGAAAGCGGAGGAACCCGGGGGGGGCUGCGUUUGGGCCGGAGGAGGCGGCGGAGGCGGAGGAGGCGGCGGAGGCGGCUGCUGCUGCGGGGGCUGCGGUUGAGGAGGCGGCGGAGGCGGCGGAGGAGGCGGCGGAGGAGGCGGCAGCGCGGCGAACGGAUAAGCGGCGGCCGCCAUGGGGCCGAGGAGGGCGGCCGAGGGUUGAGGAGGCCCCGAGAGGCCGAGGGCCGGAGGGGGAAAGCCGGGUUUGGGCGGCGGAGGCGGAGGAGGCGGCGGCGGGUGGAGCUUGCCCAGCGGCGUGGCGUUCGCUCCGGUCGCCAUAGAGCGCUCCGCGCCGCCCGAGGAGGGCUUCGCGAAGCUUCCACGCCGCCGCGCCGCGAAGCGCGCGUCGAUUGGUCGGCCGGCUCGCCCGUCAAAGGGGUGCGGGCGGCGGAUUGGGGGAAGAGGGUGGCUGUCAAGGAGGUGAGGCGGCGGAUUGGUCGGAGGGAGGGGCGGGGGGCGGGGCCGUGCGCUGAGGUGGUGAGCGCGGGGAUUGGACGGGAGGUGGGAGUGGGAGGGGCUGAGCGCUGAGGUAAGGAGGGCGGCGAUUGGUCGGUGGGCGGGGCUGAGCGCGGAGGAGAGGAGAACGGCGGUUAGCCGAGCAGAACGUUGGUCGGACAGAGGGAGGCGCGGAUUGGUGGAAGGCGGAGGGCGGGCCCUGCGGGGAAGGGAGAGCAGGGAUUGGUUGGUGCGAGGAGGGGAAGUGCAAAGGUCGCGAGGACACCGAUUGGAGGAGAGGAACGUCAGUCGGAAAGAAAGCGGAGCGGAUUGGAGGAGGGUCGGAGGGCGGGCACUGACGAGAGCGGCGGAGCGGAGAUUGGCCGAGCGGCAUGUCGAUCAAAAGCAGCCCUUCGCUGAUUGGUUGCAGGCGGAGGGCGGGCCUCGAUGAAGGGGCCGAGAGUUUAAAUAACGAGAGCGGCGAUUGCCGGAGCGGAACAUCGAUCAGGAAGGCGACGGAGUAAGCCCCUCCCGGAGCGCGGUUGCGGCGCGGCUGCACCUGGGACUGCGCGGUGAGCUGCAGUUUGAUGGCGCUGGAAUUGAGGCGGGGGGCGCGCAGCAGCUCCUGCAUCCCGCGCAUCUUCUGACUGCGAAACGCCAGCGCCAACCCGGGGGCUCCCGAAGCUCCGCCCCCCGCGGCAGUGGCCCCGCCCCUUUGCUCAGACGCCCCGCCCCCUUGCUCAGAGGACACGCAGCCUUGCGACGAAGCCCCGCCCCCCUGUCCGGAGGCCCCGCCCCCUUGCGCUGAGCCCUCGCUGGCUCCCGAAGCCCCGCCCUCUUGGUCGGAAGCCCCGCCCCCUUGCUGCCCCGAAGCCACGCCCCCCUGCGACUCGGCGGAAGGGGAAGGGGCGGGGCGACGCGCGGGGGGCGGGCGCUUGGCGGGGGGCGGAGCUUCCGGCCGGGAUUCGCGGCGCGGGGGGCGGCGCCGACCCUCACGUGACUCCUCCCCUCCGGCGGCUCCGCCCCCUUCCUCGGCGUCGUCCGCGGGGGCGGGGUCACGUGGCGCCAAUCGGAGCUGCUGGCGCACCUGAGGGGCGGGGCCACGGCGUCAGGGGGCGGGGCCACGUCGAGGGGCGGGGCCAAGGGAAAGGUGGGACCCUGAAAACCCAACCC